This is a messenger RNA of Naegleria lovaniensis, 324 nucleotides long. RefSeq lists its product as uncharacterized. Gene Ontology annotation, molecular function: protein-disulfide reductase activity; oxidoreductase activity, acting on a sulfur group of donors, disulfide as acceptor. The record is from RefSeq and is a predicted model, not a curated record. NCBI's taxonomy places the organism in Eukaryota, Heterolobosea, Eutetramitea, Acrasida, Naegleriidae. The transcript has a single exon. The coding region runs from base 1 to 324 and encodes 107 amino acids. Gene Ontology annotation, cellular component: cytoplasm.
AUGUCUCAACAUAUUAGCCAUUCCGCUCAAUUUGAAGAAACAGUGAAAACCCAAUCCUCGGAGAAGGUUGUCUUGGCCGAUUUCUAUGCCGAUUGGUGCUCUCCAUGUCGUAAAAUUGCUCCGGUGGUAGAGGAAUUGGCCACAACCUACCAACAUUGUAUGACAGUGGUGAAAGUAAAUGUUGAUUCUCAUGAAGAACUCUCCGAUAAAUAUGAAGUGAGACAAAUGCCGACGUUUGUGUUUAUCAAAGACAAUGAAGAGGUGGAUAGAUUCAUUGGAAGUAGUGAGGAUGCACUUCGGGAGAGAGUGAAGAAGAAUUGUUAA